AAACACCUAAUUCAGUGCGUGACAGGGUAAGUAUCAUGUCACUGUAUCCCGAUUGGUCAUGCACUAUGACUACUUGGCCACAGAGAUGCCCCUUUGGCUGACUGGUUAGUGCACGUGACUCUCACCCGGGAGUCUGGGGAUCAAAUCCUGCCUGGGUUUCACAACCUUGCCACAAAGUGUUACAUCACCUGUUUACCAGGUGUUCAUGCUCUACAGAAGCCAGAACCAACUGAAUGAAAGCAUGUGUGCUGGAGCAGGGAAACCACUAAAACAUGCUGGAUGGCAGCACUGGAGGACAAGGAUUGCGUACCCCUUGUGUAUGAUUUUUAACAUUUUAAUUGAUUAGUUUAAUAUUAUAUUUCAACCGUUUGUUUCAAAUCCACCUUAAAAACGUUCCUCGUUGUAGAGAAUUGGUGUUUGAACUGCAUGAAGACUCCUGGUGCGCUGAGUUGGACCACUUCCAUGCAGACAGAAACGCUAGUGGGCUGCGUUUGGCUCAACCUCCUUCCCGUCAUGACUGCUGUGAGAGGCAAACGGUGAUGACGACAGCGCGUAAACCGGCUGCUGGAGACGGGAGACGCUCCGGUUACGCUGUUUGAGCGGCGAACACAAGUGCCUGCCAGCCCACACGGCACCAGCCAGCCGCUUCCACAUCCAGAAGACCCCGCAGCUCCGUGCGUUAGAUGGAUCAACGCAGGACGCGCUUUUUAAAGUCUCUCACCAAUCUGCUUUUUAAUGAGGCGCGCAUUCACGCGCAGUAUUUGGAGGAACUUUCCCAGCAGCUGAGCCUAAUUUGACCGAUCACAAGUGCAGAAAGACACACGGCUCCGUUUAACGAGGAUGCCAACGAGGCACCGCGGCUCCCCGGCGCCUAACCAGAGCGAUCUGUUCACGGACGGCUCUGACACAUCAGACCCCACCGAGAUGGAGAGGCAGAUCCGCCUCCUGCUGUUCGGCUUGUGCGUAACCAUCGCCGCCGCGACCUUUGUCGGAGGCGUGUAUUCGCUGCUUUCUCUUCUCCGGAUGAGGAGAAAGACGUCUCUGUGUUUGAUCGUGGCUUCCAUGUCCGUGGAUGACCUGCUCAGCGUGGUGCCUCUCUCCCUCUUCCUGCUCCUCCAGUGGGAGACGCGCGCAGGUGAAGGGUCGGGCCUCCUGUGCACUUUGUCCGGACUUCUGUACGUGUUCCAGGGGGUUUCCAGCAACAUGAAGGCUUGCCUCAUAGCAGCGUACACUUUUUAUGUCACCAAGAGGUUCGGGGUGCUCCAGUCUGUCCGCCGGCCCCUCAGGGUGAUGUGGGCUGUCGGCGGCGUGUGGGCGGUGAGCCUGGCCGUCAGCGUGUUGCCUCUGUGCGGAUGGGGCAGCUUUACGCCCGCCUCUCUCGGCUGCUUCCCCGAAAGCAACGGUUUUUACAUCCUGCUGCUCUUCUCGCUUUAUUUCCUGUGCUUCUGUGGAUUGCUGGGUUUCUUCAUCCCACUCACGUAUCAGCUGCUGUGCUCCAGAGAGCCCCAGAGGACGUUGCUGUACCCGAGCUACUUGGACAUGUCCCGGGGACUGAGCGGCUCUGCGCCUCUCUGUGACCUUCCGUCGUUUUCUCGGGACAGCCUGGAUAAAAGUUUGGGCGCGUACAACGAGCUGAGCCCGAGUUCGUGCGGGACAGAGAUCAGAGACAGCUGUGUGUCCCCGGUGUCCGUCAGCGGACAGAGGACAGCUGCUGUUGGAGACACGCCGGUGGUGUUUGCGCAGAAGCGCUUCUCCAUGAUUCUGGCGGUGGUUCGGAUCAUUUUAUGGAUGCCAAUGAUGACAUUGGUGCUCAUACGGCAUGCAGUAAACGCACGCAGCUCCUCCCUGGAGACCCUGAGCUUCUUCCUCACUCUGCUUGCACCUGCGGUCACUCCCCUGUUUGUGCUGUCGGAGCGCUGGAUCCACAUGCCAUGUGGCUGCUUCAUUAACUGCAAACGGGAUGCAACACAGGAACCCUCAGCGAUGAAAAGAAAGUUUGAGUUCAACCUCUCCUUCCAACAAGGCUAUGGAGUCUACAAGUUGUCACACGCCACAAAGUCCCACCGCAGCCAUCCUGUAGAAAAUCCCGCUUACCACAGCCUUUUCAACUGUGACUUCUCAAACCCACGGCUUGAUGCACUGGAAAGUGGUGGGUUCUCCAGGAUUAGUCCCAUCUUUGAUUUCAGCACCUCUCCCCCGGUGGACAGCUCCUCACACGCAGGCCUUGUUUUAGAGACCAGUGGAGGGGAGGUGCUGGCUGAUUGUCCCCCGCUUCCUCACGAGAACCACAAGACCGACAAAGAGUUUCCCAGCAUCCCUUCACUGCCUCCCCAUCACCGGGAACAGGAUCACAGUCUCAACGACUCAUCAUCAGUGUUUGAAGGGCCAGAGAGGAGGCUGUCGCAUGAGGAAUGUCGGAAAAUCGAGCUGACGGACUGGGAGUGGUGCCGGAGUAAAUCAGAGAGGACACCCAGACAGCGUUCAUCAGGGGGUCUGUCCAUCCCUCUGUGUGCCUUUCAGGGCACCGUAUCUCUGCAGGCACCUACAGGCAAAACGCUCUCUCUGUCCACCUAUGAGGUCAGCAGCGAUGGUCUCAAAAUCUCCCCCAACAACGCCAAGAAGGUUGAAGUGUACCGCUCCAAGUCUGUUGGCCAUGAACCGAGUGCAGACGACCCAUCAUCUGGAGGCCAAGCUGGAGAUCCGAGCACCAGCUGCGUGGGAAUGGGUAUGGAGAUCGGCAUGGGAAUGGGAAUAGGAGCUGGGGUGGGGGACACCAAUGUAAAGAUCCACCUGGAGGUUCUGGAAAUCUGCGAUAACGAGGAAGCCAUGGACAGUGUCUCCAUUAUUUCGAACAUCAGCCAGUCUUCCACCCACGCCCGCUCCCCAUCCCUGCGCUACUCUCGGAGGGAGAACCGCUUCGUCUCGUGCGACCUGGGAGAGACGGCGUCCUACUCCCUGCUCAUCCCCAGCAGCGGCAACACCGAGGCAGAAACCAUCAAUAUCACUAUUCCCGACACCGUGGAGGCCCACCGGCAGAACAGCCGACGGCAGACGCAGGAGAGCUCAGGGUAUCAAGAGGAUAUACAGCUGCUAAAUGAGGCUUACAGAAAGCAGGCAGGGGAGGGGGAAGAGUGA
This is a messenger RNA of Nothobranchius furzeri (turquoise killifish), 3135 nucleotides long. RefSeq names its product probable G-protein coupled receptor 149. Gene Ontology annotation, molecular function: G protein-coupled receptor activity; neuropeptide binding. The record is from RefSeq and is a predicted model, not a curated record. Gene Ontology annotation, cellular component: neuron projection; plasma membrane. Gene Ontology annotation, biological process: neuropeptide signaling pathway. NCBI's taxonomy places the organism in Eukaryota, Metazoa, Chordata, Actinopteri, Cyprinodontiformes, Nothobranchiidae.